UUAGAAAUGGCUAGUGGAAAAAGUUGGACAACAGGGGAUACAUUCUCGUCAGCCUGCUCAUUGUAGGACCUCGGAGUCCCUCGAGCACGUUGUGCACGUCGCAGCCCCCACCGGCGGUGGGCUCAGACUGCGGGCCUGUCGUGCUGUUUGGGGUCUGGAAACAGGCUGUCCUGGGGCAGCACCUGCUUACCGCCCGAGGUGGUGUCCGAGUGCGGGGCGCAGUGGACGCCCUGAUGCCCGACUGUGUGUGUGUAUGGGCGGAGGUGUGCGUGCACCCCGGUCCCGAGGGCUCCGCUUCUCCGUGGUUUCGGGGCGCGUCCCGGGUGACAGAAGGCGCCUGGGGGCUUGUGGGCUGCGGGGGACUCCGAGGCGCCCUGUGGAUCCAGGUUAGGAAACGAACGCUCUAGCCGAAACCAACUUCUCCAGCCAGGACAAGUCUGAGCUGCGUACGAGAGAGAUGCACCCGGAUGGCGCCUCGACCCGACCCCAGCGGAACGCGCGCGACCCUCGAGAAGGAAAGGAAACGAUGACCCCGAGCGCCGGCUCGCAUCUCGCCCCCACGGGCCGCGAACAUGUACAGACGCCCACAAGCCAGGCCCAACGGCGUUCGCGCCGACGGCAAGCGGGAGCCGGGAUGUACGCGCGUCGUAACACGCAUCCGCAAUGCCCGCCCCUCCAAGAGUCCGAGGGCUGUUCCCCAAGAAACACGAGUCAGCGUCCCUGCCGGGAGCGAGGCAUGUCGUGCGUCACGGCGCAUAUUCUCCACGCAGCCCCGCCCCGCCGCGCGCUGUUGCCAGGGAGACGACGUCGGUCGCGGCCAUGGAGCCGAGAGUUGUGAAGCCUCCGGGGCAAGAUCUGGUGGUGGAGCGCCUCAAAAGCCGCUACGGCCUGGCGGGCGGCUGCCUCAGCGAGCCGGGGCGCCGGCGGCAGGACGUGGCGGAGCGGCGGCGGCGGCCUCCCCGCACCCCAGAGGAUUUGGACAUCUUCUGCUGCGGAGAUAAAGUCGGUCCGUCGCUGAGAUGUUUCUCUGACGAGAGAAGGCGGCGCUCCACGUCCCCCCGCGGUGUCCUCACGGUGAACUGGCAAGAUGAUGAACUGGAUUCUUUUCACGAUUUGAAAGAACCAGAAACAGAAGAAGAGUUCACCGGCAAUGAUUCUAGAGUUAGUACUUCCAAAAUAAACAGGCAGUCCUUUAAAGAGACAGACAAAGCCGAUGCCUGGCCAGCGAACGUGGCCUCACUUUCAAAGAGCUGGGCUGACUAUUGUAGUGAUGGCAGCGACUCCCCUUCCAAGCACAUUGGCUCGCCUGCAUCCAGGGCCCCACGGAAGCCAGGCCUGCUGCCCCGUCAGGUCAGCCAGAUCUACGACGAGCUGCUCCAGAUUCACCAGAAGCUGCAGUGUGAGACUGCAGCCCAGCAGGAAUUCGCUGAGGAGCUUCAGAAGCGAGAACGUUUUCUGGUCGAGAGGGAAGAGCUGCUCUUCAGACAUGAAGGUGCCUUGAGUGAAGUGAAAGACGUCAGAGAAGAGGUCCUCAUGAGGUUCCAGAUCAUGAAGGAGCAACAUGAUGCAGAAGUUGAGCACUUAACUGAAGUUCUUAAAGAGAGAAAUAAGGAAAGCAAAAGGCUGAGGUCUUCCUUUGAUGCAUUGAAAGGAUUGAAUGAUAGCUUAAAGAAACAGUUGAAUGAAGUGAGUGAAGAAAACAGGAAGUUGGAGGUUCAGGCCAAAAGAGUUCAAGCUCGCUUAGACAAUUUACAGAGGAAGUAUGAGUUCAUGACAAUACAGAGACUGAAAGGCAAUCCCCAGGCCGCUCAUGAAGCAAAAAGUUUAAAGCAGGAAAAAGUACCAUCUUCAAAACCUUGUAAGGUAUCACUUAAUGGACAAGUUUAUGAACUUGUAACUGUCUUCAUGGACUGGAUAUCAGAUCAUCACCUUAGCAAAUUGAAAAAUGAGGAAUCUGGAAUGGAUGGUGAAAAACCACUCCCCACAUUUGCUUCUCAGAGAAGUGAUAUUCAGGAGAAGUGUGUGAAGCUUUUGCCUCUGAUGACAGAGCAGCUGCAGUGGUUGCCCUUUGUGAAUGCCAGGCUUCACGAGCCUUUCGUGAAGUUUAUCUACUGGUCUUUAAGGCAGCUCGAUGCCGGGACUCAGCACUCGACCAUGACAGCCACACUGAGGAGGUUGGGUGAAGACAUAUUCAGAGGAGUGGUGACGAAGGGUGUUCAGGACGUGGCCUUAGAGCACUCAGUGGAGAGUCGACCGAGGACAGCUGCCUUCUUCAAGAGCACCAGCUUGCCCCUGAGAUUCGUGUCCACUUUAAUCGUCCUCAAAACAGUCACUCAAGCUGACUUUCUGGCGCAGGCGUUUGACUCGCUGUGUCUGGACCUGCAGGCAGACGAGGGGAAGAGCCUGUUCCUGCAGCUGCAGGCAGUGCCGGUGGUGCUGAGCCACCUGAAGCUCUCCAGCCGGGGGCUGCUGCCCAGCGUGAUGGACAGCCUGCUGCAGAUGACCGUGGAAUCCAGUGCCCUGCAGCCCUUCCUGGAGGCCUGCAGCUGCUCGCUCUUCUUCCGGACCUGUUCCGUGCUGCUCCGGGCCCCGAAGCUCGACCUCCAUGUCCUAGAGAAGCUCAGUAUCAUCCUGCAGAAACUUUCCAAGAUCAAGAGUAAUAAGAAGCUCUUUGAACUCUUCACAAUCCACCUGAUGCUUCAGGAGAUACAGAGGACGACGCACCCAGAGCACGCCUUUCUCUGCAUCAACCUCAACUCCACUCUGUUCAAUUUGGGUCUAACGAAGUGCAACUCCCUGGCCACCAGCACAAACCCUUAGACUGGUCGUUACUGUUUACAGAUACUGCAUGCGUGCUGCUGCUUGUCAGAUUGUAAAAAUCAGCAAAGUAACUAAAAGUCUACCGAGUAAAGUUACAUAUGAGUAGCAUCAUUUAUCAUGAAAAAUAGAAAAAAAAAUGUUAAAAAAAAAUUUUUUUUAAGUUUUUUAAAACUUUUAAAAUGAAACCCAUGGAAGCUGCAGCAAAUUUGGACUUUUUCCAUUUGGCUCAGGUGGUACUCAUGUACACAAUGGAAUUUUCAAGGCAAAUGACACUGGGGCUACUCUUUGUAAAAAUGUUUUGGGAAAAUUCUUAAAAUUAUGUGAUUAUUUGGAAUAAAAUUGGUGUUUGUGUGGGAACACAGUUA
Molecule: messenger RNA, 3185 nt
Organism: Bubalus bubalis (water buffalo)
Lineage: Eukaryota; Metazoa; Chordata; Mammalia; Artiodactyla; Bovidae
Gene: CCDC138
Product: coiled-coil domain containing 138
Exons: 15
Coding region: 664-2820 (718 amino acids)
Source: RefSeq, a predicted model, not a curated record